ACGAAGAACGGAGUAAAUAUUCUGUGUCUCGAUAUUGCAUCAUAAGAAUAAGAAUUAAAGAAUAAAGACGUUCGGAAGUUCAAAGCCAAAAUUAUUGCAGCAUAUCGUGUCGAAAGUUUCAUUUCAAUUAAGAUCACCUAUUUAUCAUCUACUAAGUUGCUGAAUAAAUUCUAAUCAAGAUGCUGGCGGCACGCCUUGCCAGAGUAUCCUCUUUGCCAGUCACACAACUGAUCAUUCCCCAGAUCAGGGGCUCAGUUAUCUUAAAAACUGGCAAUUCUGCAAAUCUUUCCAUCUCACGUUGCUAUGUCCAGCAAUUCAAGGACAGGACGACCAGACUCGGUCGGCUGAACAAAACUGUCAUUGGCACCGAAGCUUCUGCUGCACCUGAAGCAGCAUUCAACCUCGGUAAAGGUGCAGUGGCAGGUGGGGCUGUUCUAGGGCUGGGAGCCCUCUGCUAUUAUGGACUGGGUCUAUCGUCUCAGCCAGGAAUUCUGGAAAACUCAAUGGUAUGGCCAGAAUAUGUUAAAGAGCGAAUUCGAUCGACAUACAUGUACUUUGGUGGCUCUGUGGCUCUAACAGCUGCAACUGCUUUGUCAGUUUUCCGUUCACCCACGAUGCUCAGGAUGGUGUCUGGAAAUUCAAUCAUGGCAAUUGGAGCCUCUCUAGUUGCAAUGAUUGGAAGUGGAAUGCUAGUUCAAAGUCUGCCUUAUGAGCCUGGUUUUGGAAAGAAGCAACUUGCAUGGAUGGCCCAUACGGCAAUCCUUGGAGCAGUAAUCGCACCAAUUUGUCUCCUUGGUGGCCCUAUCCUGAUGAGAGCCUCCUGGUACACCGCUGGAGUUGUUGGAGGUCUGUCCACUGUCGCUGCUUGUGCUCCAAGUGAUCGGUUCUUAAAUAUGGGUGGUCCAUUGGCCAUUGGCUUAGGAGUAGUUUUCGCUUCAUCUCUAGGUUCAAUGUUCCUUCCCCCAACUGGAGCGCUAGGAGCUGGUCUAUAUUCCAUCUCUUUGUACGGUGGACUGCUGCUCUUCUCAGGCUUCCUUCUCUAUGAUACUCAAAGGAUUGUGCGCAAAGCAGAAACCCAUUCCCCAUACGCUCCUGUUCCAUAUGACCCAAUCAAUGCAUCUAUCUCUAUCUACCUAGACACAGUUAACAUCUUUAUCAGAAUUGCAACUAUCCUCGCUGGAGGUGGUGGUAACAGACGUCGCUAAGCAAACAAAUCUUACAACUGAAAAAUAAUGAAUAGCCAAAGCACACUCUGUAUUAGUCCCUCAAUUUCUUACUGAUCGAAAACAAUGAUUUUAUAAGUAGUCAUUUCUAUCCAUACACAAUUUAAUUACUUUAUCGAAGGUUCAGAUCCUAUCACUCUGAUAUGUUUCUUCUUGGCAAAUCACUACAGCCUUUGUAAGUUUUACCGACUGAAUUUUAAAUUUAAUGUUGAAAUUUUUGUGUAUUCAAUUUCUGUUGAAAGAAUAAAUUUUUCAUCUCUGUUUAAAUAA
Messenger RNA from Bemisia tabaci, 1493 nucleotides. Its product is annotated as growth hormone-inducible transmembrane protein. Gene Ontology annotation, cellular component: mitochondrial inner membrane. Lineage: Eukaryota; Metazoa; Arthropoda; Insecta; Hemiptera; Aleyrodidae. The record is from RefSeq and is a predicted model, not a curated record.